Molecule: messenger RNA, 2080 nt
Organism: Lytechinus pictus (painted urchin)
Lineage: Eukaryota; Metazoa; Echinodermata; Echinoidea; Temnopleuroida; Toxopneustidae
Product: delta-like protein D
Exons: 6
Coding region: 67-663 (198 amino acids)
Molecular function (GO): calcium ion binding
Source: RefSeq, a predicted model, not a curated record
UCGGCUACAUCGUCAGUGAGGGUGAUUACCUUCUUUAUUUUCACAAGCAUCACAGCAUCCAUCACCAUGACAACAGCUUCAUCAAGUGUAUGUGGGCACAUCCAACGUCGGGAUGGGACUGCUGUUCAGUUGGUACCAAUAAGCUUAAUGAACACCUCUCCUUCUAUCUUUAAGAAGAUGGUCCCUGAGAUGCUCUCCCUAAACCAUCUUAUCUGCUCUUUACCUGAAAGUUUGAACGGAACAGAUGACCAAUAUGAUAUGGAUUUAUCUCAUCUUAAAUGUAACUGCCCAUCAGGACGUCUUGGACAGCACUGUCAACACGAUUUGGAUGAAUGUUUGAGCAGCCCUUGUUUAUAUAAUGGCACGUGUAGUAACCUUGAUGAUAGCUAUAACUGUACCUGUAUACCUGGGGUAAUAGGGAACAACUGUGAGAUUGAUAUUAAUGAAUGCGAAAGCUCACCGUGCCUUAAUGGAGCGACUUGCCUGGAUCUUAUUAACGCCUUCGACUGCUGGUGUUUUCCGGGCUACAUAGGAGUUUACUGUGAAAGAGAAUCAUCCAUUGUUCUAAUAGUGAAAGGAAACAAUAUACUGGCAGGUAGUGUAUCAGAUAAUUCCUCACUUCUAGAUACUCGUUACGUCAGACUCUCUCUACCGGGUAAGUAGUGAAUUAAUCAAUUCCUCACUUCUAGAUACUCGGUACUGACAAUGCAACAAACGAAUUUUACAUUUGAUCACUGACCUACUAGUAUCAUGCACGCAUGCAUCUGUUUAGAUCGAACAUGUUUUAAGUACGGAAACAUCACCUCGAGUUAGUACAUUUGAGGUUUGGUGACUUGACGUAAUAUUUAAAGUGUAUUAUAGUAUAGUAGAGUAUUUAUUUUCCGUAUAAAAUAAAAAAAUGCAAAACAAGUGGAUGGCCCGUAUUCAGUUUUGUCAACAUGACAAUACUGUUCUCCAUGGGGUCCAUAUACAAUAAAAAGUAAACACAUAUGAAAAGAAGCAUAACAUAUUCAGUAAAUUAUAAAAAAAAAAUGAUAUAAUACAACCUGUUACUAAUAUAAAAUUCAAUAAUUUGGUAAGAACUUACAGAAAAUAUAUUUUAUAAAAUGCAUUAGGCUGCUAUCAUAUUAUUGAACUAAAUUUUCGCAGGGAGCUAACGACAGUUUUAGGUAAGAAAUGAUAAAAUGAAUAUACAAUGAUUUAAACCGCCAUAUAACACAAGAUGUUUGUUCACGCAUACAACUAUUAAAAGGACAGUUAAAUUUUGAGCGUAAAAGUAUUGACGGGAAUUCAGUAUAAAAUACAUAUCGCAUUGAGACAACGUCAGAAUAAAUAUAUAAAAUUAUAUAAAAACAAGUAUAUACACUAAUUUGAUUCAUAUUGGUAAAGAAUUAACAAAAUAAUGAGGAGGAUGUGAAUUAUCACCGUCUGCUUCGUUCUCUAUUCUCGCGCUAAUUACGACUCCAUCAUAUUUCCAUUAAACGACUUUCCAACGUCGUAUCAACGUUAAUCCAUCAAGUUUUUCCACUGUCAAACGACAUGCGAGUUUCCAACGUUGUAUCAACGUUGGCUAGUUACCUGAAACUUUAGAAAUGAAAAUGCGGAUAUUAAAACAAUUCUUUACCCCCACAAAGGGCAUAUUUCAUAUUGAAAAUAGGCAUUUUUUCUUACGGGAAGUUUUAUGGGGCAAGUGCCCCUUCCGGUUCUGCUGCCCCCACAGAAUGCAAAUGGUGCUAAUUAGAAUAACAAUUCAUUAUCCGACUGAACAGGAAACAGGAAAAGGGGGCAUUUAUCAGAAUUCCAAAAGGGCACAUUCGAAUGGGGCAAGGGGCACACUGCAGAAUAGGAAUUCACCGUGGAAAUAUGAGCUAAAUCGGGCAAGAAACACAUUUCAAGAUGGAUUAUUCAAUUUAAAAGAUGCACUUGCAGGAGAAAACAGAACGCUAAAUAAGGAAAACUGGCACUCGUUGGGCAUGAAAAAACAUUUGUUAAAAAACUUAUCUGAUACGAGAAUGGGCACUUAAAAGAACACAAAGGGGCACUCGUGACUCGUUAACACAUAAGACGGGUCCUUCUAAGC